This is a messenger RNA of Tripterygium wilfordii, 1754 nucleotides long. Its product is annotated as aspartate aminotransferase, cytoplasmic-like. Gene Ontology annotation, biological process: biosynthetic process; amino acid metabolic process. The transcript is spliced from 12 exons. Gene Ontology annotation, cellular component: mitochondrion. The record is from RefSeq and is a predicted model, not a curated record. The coding region runs from base 111 to 1355 and encodes 414 amino acids. Gene Ontology annotation, molecular function: L-aspartate:2-oxoglutarate transaminase activity; pyridoxal phosphate binding. NCBI's taxonomy places the organism in Eukaryota, Viridiplantae, Streptophyta, Magnoliopsida, Celastrales, Celastraceae.
CCCAUUAGUCUUCUUAGGUCUCUCCGACGACCAAGAGUCAGAUUUAUUUGACACGCAAUCCUAAUCGUUUUGUAUUCGCGCCUUGACGUCGACACAUACUCUCUCCUCUCAUGGAGGCUCUAAUCAGCGACUCCCAUGGCGAUUCCGUGUUCGAUAAUGUUCCUAGACCUCCAGAUAUUCCUCUGUAUGCGAUGAUUGCAGCUUACAAUGAAGACCCUAGUCCAAUCAAGCUGAAUUUGGGUAUUGGUGUAUAUCGGACAGAGGAUGGAAAACCUGUUCUUUUAAAUGUAGUUAGACGGGUGGAGCAACUACUGGCUAAUGACAUAUCUUCAAAUAAGGAAUAUCUUCCCAUCACUGGAAUGCCUGAAUUUAACAAAUUGACUGCUAAGCUUAUUCUUGGCGUAGACAGCCCUGCUAUCAAUGAGAACAGAGUGGCUACUGUCCAAUGCUUGUCUGGCAGUGGAUCAGUGAGGAUUGGAGCUGAAUUUUUGGCAAAACAUUAUCACCAACGCAUGGUAUAUAUUUCCCAGCCAACUUAUGGAAAUCAUCCAAAUUUUCUGAUAGCGGCAGGACUUGAAAUGAAGACCUACCGUUACUAUCAUCCAACAAAACAUGAGCUGGAUUUUCAAGGAAUGCUGGAAGAUAUUGGCUCUGCAACGUCAGGAGCCAUUGUGCUUCUCCAAACCUCUGGUCAUAACCCUACUGGUGUAGAUCCAACUCUUCAGCAGUGGGAGCAGAUCAGGCAGUUAAUAAGAACGAAAGGAUUGUUACCUUUCUUUGAUUGUGCUUAUCAGGGUUUCGUAAGUGGGAAUCUGGAUAUGGAUGCAGAAUCUGUUCGCAUCUUUGUUGCUGAUGGUGGUGAAUGCCUUGCAGCUCAGUCUUAUUCAAAGAACAUGGGACUUUAUGGUGAACGUAUUGGAGCACUGAAUAUUGUUUGCAAGACUGCGGAUGUGGCAAGCCGGGUUGAGAGCCAACUGAAACUUAUUAUCAGACCCAUGUAUUCAAAUCCACCCAUGCAUGGCGCAUCCAUCGUGGCAGCUAUUUUGAAGGACAGGGAAAUGUUCAAUGAAUGGAUUAUUGAAUUGAAGGAAAUGAGUAAUCGUAUCACUUGCAUGCGCUGCCAACUCUUUGAUGCUCUGUGCGAUAGAGGUACUCCUGGCGACUGGAGCCACAUUACCAGGCAGGUUGGAAUGUUCACUUUCUCUGGCUUGAAUGAAGCACAAGUUUCCUUUAUGGCCAAAGAAUACCACAUCUACAUGCCACCUGACGGGAGGAUUAACAUGGCAGGCCUAAGCGAGAAUUCAGUCCCUCAUCUUGCCGAUGCCAUUCAUACAGCGGUUACCCGUGUCAUAUAAAUCAUUGGCAGUGUUCUUACAAACCACCUGUUAUCUUGGAGAUAGGUGGAUCGAAUUGAGAGAUUGUGACAAGAUCAUUAUCUUCCUACAUGUUACAUUUAACAUUUCCCCAAAACAUGAACAAUGAAAUGUUCUUCGCACGUCUAGAAUGGUCUGGCAGAAAAAUAAUUACUUGAAGUUGAGAUUGACAAAACCUACUCAGAUACCUGGUCAACUCACUGGGCGUUCCUAUGAACUUAUUACUUAUCAGAUAGUUGCAAACUUGCCCCUUUAAGAAGGGUACUUGGACAUUCAAAUGGAAUGGGCCUAACGUUUGGCCCAUCAAAAAAAAGCCCCUACCGGCCUGUAAGAUAUGGAUUUUGUUCAACUUGAAGUGGUAACUCGCAAGGAAAAUUGACA